This is a messenger RNA of Kwoniella botswanensis, 2805 nucleotides long. RefSeq lists its product as uncharacterized. The record is from RefSeq and is a predicted model, not a curated record. Gene Ontology annotation, biological process: nuclear-transcribed mRNA catabolic process, nonsense-mediated decay; mRNA export from nucleus. NCBI's taxonomy places the organism in Eukaryota, Fungi, Basidiomycota, Tremellomycetes, Tremellales, Cryptococcaceae. Gene Ontology annotation, molecular function: mRNA binding; RNA cap binding. The transcript is spliced from 12 exons. Bases 1 to 2805 code for a protein of 934 amino acids. Gene Ontology annotation, cellular component: nucleus; nuclear cap binding complex.
AUGAGUUAUCAAAACGGAUUCAACCCUGCCCAGAUGAUGGGUUUCGGUAAUCCCUACGCGGCAGCAUUCGGCUCACCAGGUGGUUAUGGAGGAUACGGUUCUCCGGGAAGAGGUGGAGGGAGAGGAAGAGGAAGAGACGAUAGACGUGGCGGCAGAGGUGGUGGUAGAGGAGGAGGAGGUCCAAGGGAUAGUAGACCCCCUAUACCUGAAAAUUCGAAUGCGAGAAUGAGGAAGAUGGUUCUGAAGUUGGGUGAUGAUGAUGAAUACCACCCAGUCGACGACCCACAUCGAUUAUCCAGAGUGCUCAAGAGAGCUUGGAGGGAAGGUUCUGCGGGUGUCUGUGAGGGUUUCAGAAUAAGUAUAACUCAACAACCUCACAAACACUCAUACCUUGUUGUCCUCCUCUUAUCCCUCUCUCGACGCAAUUUACCUACAACAGAAACUAACGAGGGUGACGAGGCUCAAGUCGGGGACAAACGCAAAGCAGAUGAUGUCAACGAUGAGGAUGUUGAGUACGGUCGUGAAGUUUUAGAGGAUCUAUGUCGGGCCUUGAGAGGCUGGGUGGAGGGAAGAGAAUGGCAGAAUGUCAGGCUAGGACUCCAGUUCUUCUCCCUCCUCGUCCCUGCUGGUCUAGUCACCUCUUCGUCUCUUCUAGGCGUAUAUAAAUCCUUACUCGCAGUUUUAGAGGAAGUUGGUGGCGGAGGAGAUAGAGCCGAAAGAGCCGUCAGGGCCGUAGGAGAAGGCCUGAUACGUUCUGGCAAAGUACUGUACGACAACCACCCAGAAGAAGUAGAAAGCCUUGUCUCUGCAAUCGAAGGUUAUAUAAUUGGUAGGAGGAAUGAAGUGAAAUCACUGGUUGAUCCUUUCUCACCUGUCUCGCUGGAUGGUCAGGAACAUACACCUACGCCUGAUAUCCUCGACAACUUCCUUUCCGCUCUUCAUGCCUUACGUGCCAACUCUUUCGCCCCUCCUCACAGUCUACCUCGAUAUUGGGAAUCGGCGACAUUAUCCGAAGGAACAAUUCAAUCGGAUCCAUACGAAUUGUCGCCGAUUUCGAUGCCACCUGAAAUGUACGCUGUAGACUCGAACGAACUAGAUAAAGGUGAAGGUAGAAUUGGGAAUAUAAAGCUGUUCGGUGACGAUGUCGUGCCACCACCUGAAACAUUGGAAGGAUGGGUACUCCGAAGUUUAGUGCUAGAUAUCAUAAACAUAUACGAAGUGAACCGAAAGGAAUGUGCUACUCUACUUCUCUCACUAAGAAAAUUCUUACCUUCAAAUACGUUCAAACCUGUCAAUCCACCUACCGAAGAGGAUGAAGACAAAGUACUAUCGACCUGGUCCAGUGAAUCAUUGAUAAUAUCGACGCUUCUAAAUUCGCUAUUGACAUUACCUAGAUCAACAUAUAAAUCAAUAUACUAUGGAUCAGUGAUCACUGAACUAUGUAAGAUCUCACCUAAUACCGUUGCUCCCCCUGUCGGGAGGGCGGUAAGGAAGAUUUUCAGUUAUUUGGGUGCUGGGGGCUCGGAGGGUACGCUAGAUAUCGAAUGUCAGAAUAGAGUUGCGGUUUGGUUCAGUACGCAUUUGAGUAAUUUCGGGUUCCAGUGGAUGUGGAAGGAAUGGAUCCCAGACCUGGACUUACCUCUCUCACACCCAAAACGGGCCUUUAUGCGACGUGUGACCGAACUGGAAGUCCGAUUGGCGUACUACGAUCGUAUCCUCGAUACCUUACCCGAACCCAUGAAAGCUGAAGGUGCCGGGGUGAUUUCGUCUGAACCACCCGAACCAUUCUGGCCAUAUGAAAAGCCAGAUCACCCAUUGCAUACCGAGGCGAAAGAACUCUUACAACUCUUCCGAUCCAAGACUUCUCCUUCGGACAUCCGAACGCAUAUUGAAACCUUGCCAAAUUCAAGUUCUGGUCAUGGUGAAUCGAUAUCAGAAGACAUUCGAAAGACGGUUUUCGAAACUUUACUUCAUCUUGGUUCUAGAUCAUUCUCGCAUUUCUUGAAUGCUACUGAACGAUAUCUCGAUUUAUUGAGAUAUUUGACUUCUGAAAGUUCCUCUAGAAGAUUAUUGUUAGAGAGUGUAUGGACAUAUUGGAAAUAUUCUCAUCAAUUGAAAUUAAUCAGUAUUGAUAAGUAUCUUCAAUAUGGUAUUUUAGAAGGAUUAGAUAUAGUAGAAUAUCUCUUUGAAUCAACUGAUUCGGACGAGGUAGAAGAAGGCGAUGGGUGGACGGACGGAUGGAAAUUUGAGAUACUGAAAAUGACCAUUGAGAAGCAUGUUGGAAGGACCCAAAGUAUCAAAAAUAGACUAAAGGUGAUCGAAAGAGAGGAUGAGAUGGCUAGAGCGAGGAGGGCAGCAGAGUUGUUGGAGAAAGGUGGUGAUGUAGGUGAAGGAACGGGUGAAGAAGAUAUGGAAGAGGAUACGCGAGCAGAAGGUUCAAAAGCAUUUAACGAUGCACAAACUUCCCUGGAUAUCCAAUCGACAAGAUUAGAAAAGAUAUUAAUUGCAACUAUCAAGCAAUUCGUUUCUUCCUUAUUGCCUGUCAACUCGGCAAGCUCGAACCAAGGUUUGAAAGGUGUCUUGACGUUGCUGAGAAGUGGUGAAGAGGGGUUAUGGAGUGUGCGAGCAAGGUUAGGAUGGUAUAAGGAAUUUGUCAGAUUGUGGUCUUCACACCUCAUACCACUGGCGGAACCAAUUGAGAAUUCCUUAUUCUCCCUGCUCUCAUCUACGGAUGAAAACGAUGAGAUUGAUAGGAGAGCGGUCGAGCUGGUUAAGGGGAUAUGGAACAGCGCUUUGGAAUUGUAA